This is a messenger RNA of Saprolegnia diclina VS20, 895 nucleotides long. RefSeq lists its product as hypothetical. Lineage: Eukaryota; Oomycota; Saprolegniomycetes; Saprolegniales; Saprolegniaceae. Bases 33 to 851 code for a protein of 272 amino acids. The transcript has 6 exons. The record is from RefSeq and is a predicted model, not a curated record. Gene Ontology annotation, molecular function: U7 snRNA binding. Gene Ontology annotation, cellular component: U7 snRNP. Gene Ontology annotation, biological process: mRNA 3'-end processing by stem-loop binding and cleavage.
GGCAUCGCAGCGUGCAGCGCGAGAACCAAGGGAUGGCCGACGAGGCCAUGGCGCAGGCCAAGGCCGCGCGGAUCACGGCCUUCUACGAGCAGUACAACCCCGAAAACCUCAAGAACAUUCCCGAGAUCCUACGCGUCUUUGCAGGCCGCGAAGAUGUGCUCUGCGCCAAGCUCUUGAAAAAGUACGGCCGCCAGCCCGACCUGCAGAGCCUCGCCAUCUCGGUGCCCGAGCCCCAGUACGCCUACGUGCCCGGCUACCAGCUCUUUGUCGCACCUCCGUCAACGCCCGGCGACCACCGCUCGGCCGCAUUUGACGCUGCAGUUGCGCUGCGCGAGCACGAGCGUCUACCGCACACGCAGCCCGUGCACCCGCUCGACAAUCUCAACAAGUGCCGGGCGCUGCUACCGCCGACGGACCCGCACCACAAUGCUAGCGUGGGCCAAACCAAGCCCAAACCAGCGACGCCUGCUGUCGCCAAAGUGGCCCCGGCGCGCCCGGCCCUGCUCGAGACCAUUGGAGAUCAGUUUGAAGCGGGUCCGCUGAGCGUACUUCGCGCGUGCUUGAAGGCCAAAGCCAAGGUGUGUGUCGUCAUUCGCCGAGUCAAUAGCAUCCGGGGCACGUGCACCGGGUUCCUCAAAGGCUUUGACAAGCACAUGAACGUCGUCCUGAUCGACGUGACCGAGCGGUACGUGCCUCGUGCCCCGGAGCAUACGACGUCACCACCGAGCAUGGCCCAAUGGCACCGAACAGACGGCGUCCAAAAGCGCUUUCUACGGCAGCUGCUCGUCCGCGGUGACAACAUUGUGCUCGUCUACCCCACCAAGCCGCUGCCACCGAGUAGCAGUACCUGAUCGACUAAAUCAUAAGUAGAUACUCUCUUGCAUUGGGCUAUCCA